This is a messenger RNA of Corythoichthys intestinalis (scribbled pipefish), 2635 nucleotides long. It is a transcript of the gene wasla, whose product is annotated as WASP like actin nucleation promoting factor a. The coding region runs from base 358 to 1974 and encodes 538 amino acids. The record is from RefSeq and is a predicted model, not a curated record. NCBI's taxonomy places the organism in Eukaryota, Metazoa, Chordata, Actinopteri, Syngnathiformes, Syngnathidae. Gene Ontology annotation, molecular function: actin binding. Gene Ontology annotation, biological process: actin filament organization. The transcript is spliced from 11 exons.
UGUAGUUGCCAUGUUGGAUGACUGUAUCGCCGCUGCGGCUGCUCUACUUUUAAAGAUGAAACCCUCGCGUUUCCCCUCUUAAAGACGCAACCUAGGGGUGCUUAUUUGACCUUCUUGUCAACAAAGGGAGGAAUACUGCCGAUUUGUGGAGCAGGUGGUGCCUACGGAGACAGGCCUGAUCCUUGGCCAGCCAAGCCUGCCUGCAAAUCGGCAGAGAUGAUCCGGCUGAUGGAGGCCACAUCGCCCGCAGCCUGCAUGGACGUCGUGUAAAUUUCGUCAGUAUUAUUUAUUUAUUUUUAAGCGUCUCUUUGGACGACCCCUGCGUCCUUUUGAGGGAGUUUGAGAACUAACGAGGACAUGAACAGCCAUCCGCUACCCCGCCGGGUCGCCAACGUGGGCUCUCUUCUGCUGACCCCGCAGGAGAACGACUGUCUGUUUGGAUACCUGGGGAGGAAAUGUGCGACUUUGUGUUCUGCGGUGGUUCAGGUCUAUGCCGCUGACCGAACGUGCGGCUGGCUGAAGAAAUGCUGCGGAGUGGCGUGCCUAGUCAAAGACAACCCGCAGAGGUCCUACUUCAUACGUGUCUUUGACGUCAAGGAGGGGAAGACCAUGUUUGAGCAGGAGCUCUACCACAACUUUUCCAUCAGUUGCGCCAGAUCCUACUUCAUCUCCUUUGUGGGGGACACCAACCAGAUCGGUUUGAACUUUGCCAGCGAGGAAGAAGCCAAACGCUUCCGAGUGUGCGUCAAUGAGUUGCUCAGCCGCAGACAACGCAAGACCGAGAAAAACGGUGUGUCUAAAAAUGGUCCUACGCUGCACAUGGCUACGGUGGACAUCAAGAACCCAGAGAUCAACAACGUGCGUCUGAUCAACUCCGUUGGCUCGCAGUACCAUGUCAACAACAUGCUGAGUCACAGAAAGGACAAAAAGAACAAAGUCAAGAAGAAAAAGCUGACCAAGGCAGACAUCGGCACACCUAGCAAUUUCCAGCACAUCGGUCACGUGGGCUGGGAUCCAAACACGGGUUUUGAUCUUAACAACUUGGACCCAGAGCUGAAGAACUUAUUCGACAUGUGCGGAAUCUCAGAGGCGCAACUGAAGGACAGAGAAACCUCCAAGGUCAUCUACGACUUCAUUGAGAAGAAAGGAGGAGUUGAAGCCGUCAAGAACGAGCUCAGGAGGCAAGCGCCUCCUCCGCCUCCCUCACGGGGUGGCCCCCCUCCUCCACCACCUCCUCAUAGCUCCACCCCACCUCCUCCACCCGCACACAGCUCCACUCCGCCUCCCCCUCCUCCCCCGUCCAGAGGAGGCCGUGGGGCUCCCCCUCCUCCCCCGCCUCCAUCCCGCGCCCCAUCCUCGGCCCCCCCACCCCCACCGCCUACCAGACCGGGAACAUUGGGUGCGCCGCCUCCUCCUCCCACCAGGGGAGGCCCCCACCAUCCUCACCACCCUCAGCCUGCACCUGCCUUGCCUGCAUCAAUCUCUUCCCCACAAGCGCCGCCCCCUCCUCCUCCCCCGCCGGCCCACCAGUCCCCAGUGAAUCGAGCCGCCGCCGCCGCCCCGCCCACUCCUCCUCCACCACCUCCUCCGCCGGGACCCCCUCCUCCGCCGGAGCCAGACGGCAUGCGGGGCGAUGUGCCUCGCUCGCCACUCCCCGCUGGGAAGUCGGCGCUUCUUGAGCAGAUCCGGGGCGGUGCCCAGCUGAAGAAGGUGGAGCAAAACCACAGAGAACCACCACCCAGCAGUAGCACCGGGCGGGAAGCGCUGCUGGACCAGAUUCGCCAAGGCAUCCAACUUAAAACGGUAUCAGAUCACCAGGAAUCCAGUCCCCUUACGCCAGCACCCACAGUAGGCAUUGUGGGUGCCCUCAUGGAAGUCAUGCAGAAGAGGAGCAAAGCCAUCCACUCUUCAGACGACGAGGAUGACGAUGACGAGGAAGAAGACUUUGAAGACGACGAUGAGUGGGAUGACUGAAAACGCUAAGAUAGAAAAAAUCUUCCAGGAGCGGAUUCCAAUUUUAUGAAUUCUGCGUGUAUUUAUUUUGAUCCGUUUGCUUUUUUUUUUUUUUUUGCAGCCUCAUCGUUGUAGUUUGGCAGCCAUUUUGAGAAUGCACUUCCUCCGUCGUGAAGGUAUUUCAGCGGUUUUCGUACGUUUUUUUGUAAAUGUCUUUUUUUUUUCUUACACAAUGUUUUUCUUGCCUGCAGAGACUCUAACCAGCCAUCUUAUUUUCCCUCCAUGACCAAAAUGUUACCGUUAAGCUACCUUGUUUUUCAUCAUUAUUAUUAUUAUAGUUGUCGUUAAUGUGACUGAGGCGUUCAUUUGCACAAGGAUUUUGUUUUUAUGUCUAUGUCCAAUCACAUUUUAUUUCCACCUCGACCAUUCCAAGGUUUGGCGCGACUACGCUUUAACACGUUUUGCAGCACCGUUCAUCUCCCUUCCCGCGUCUGAUCGAUCCCCCAGGCGGACGGUGACGUCCUGCUCUUAUGCAAAGCAAAUAACAGUGAACCAAAAUAUAGACAGUGAUAAGAUGUAGUCGAGCUUUUAAACUGUUUUGGUUUUAACUACGCCAGUCAGCCAAACUGUGUGGACAGAUGCUAAAUUGUAUGAUUAAAUAAAUGUUCAUAUUUACAGUCAA